UCUGAUGAAACUUGCGCUUCUCUGGUGAUUCAUGAGCACUGCGUUGACCAAGAGCAUUCUCUACAUAUUUAUGAAGUUAAUGAUAAACUCACACCUCUGAUUAAAGCUACUUUUUGGCAAGUUUGGACAGAGACCAUUGCGGACAUAAAAGUCGAGGCGAGGAAAGUUUAAAUGGACGUUAAAUGGGCUGAAGUCGGACUCGUGAAGGUGUCCCGGGUUAAUGGAUUUUAUUGAAUUUUCUUAAUAAGUCUAAUAACCAUGGAUUUACAUGAUAUUUUUUACAUUUUCUUGUGAUCCACGCGUUGGCUGCAGACAAAAAAUGUGACCACCUGCCUUUUAUCCAACUCUUUCUUGUUUUCAUUUGACAAAUCGCCCUUUUUUAAUCAUAUUUAUCCCUGAAGAAAAGGGACGGGAACACCUUACUCUGCGUCUUGAGUCUCAAUGAAGAGCAUCAAUGGAUUGAAAGAUUAUACCAUCGGCUUCAAGUGAAAAAGUGCCUCAAGCAAGGUCGGGAGAUGUGUGAAAGAGUGUGACGGACGGCCAUGGGACUGGAGAGACGGUGGCUCCAGGCUGUCACCACUGCUAUAGCCAUCUGUCUGCUAAGUGUGUCUCAAGGCGGGGCAUCGUUGGUUCGUGCCAGAGAGGGGGGCUCUGCUGAGCUGGGCUGCAAUCUCACUCCUACAGCCAAAGAAGCCACCACCCCUAACCUCUUUCCUCUGCAUGUGGUGGAGUGGGUGCGCCUUGGUUAUAAUGUUCCCGUCCUCAUCAAAUUUGGAGUGUAUGCUCCUCGUGUUCACCCAAACUACAAGGGACGUGUUUCUCUGACCCGGGGUGCCUCUCUGCUGGUGGAACGGCUGACCCUGGAGGACGAGGGUUGGUUCGAAUGCCGCAUCCUACUCCUGGAUAGCAAAAAAGACGACUUUCGAAACGGCACAUGGACCUUCCUCUCCAUCACAGCUCCACCUGUGUUCAUCAAGACACCACCAACUUUUGUAGAGGUUUUGCUCGGCGACUCACUGACUCUCAGCUGUGGAGCCCAUGGCAAUCCUCGUCCAACUGUUGUCUGGCAUAAAGAUGAGAGUCGAAUAGAGAAACAUGAAAAAAUAAAAGUGCUCAAUGGCUCCUUGUCUUUGGCCUCUGUCUCAAGAAAUAUUUCAGGAGUCUAUAAAUGUCACGUGUCCAACACGGAGGGGAACCUGACCCACUAUACGCAGCUGCAGGUCAAAGGACCUCCACUCAUCAUCAUCUCACCAGAGGACACCACUCUCAACAUGUCCCAGGAUGCAGUUCUGCAGUGUCAGGCUGACGCCUACCCCUCUAACCUCACCUAUGAGUGGUUGAAACAAGGACAGAACGUUUACCAUAUUGAGUCUCUCAAGUCUAGAGUGAAGGUUUUGGUGGAUGGAACACUUCUUAUCCCUAAUCUCAUCCCUGAAGAUGCUGGCAACUACACCUGUAUCCCAACUAAUGGGAUACUGACUCCGCCCUCAGCCUCUGCGCACCUUAAAGUGAAACACCCUGCUCGUAUUGGCAGAAUGUCCCGGGAAACAUACCUGCCCUCAGGCAUGGAGGGUGUCAUAAUCUGCCCUGUCCAAGCUGACCCCCCUGUGCUGUAUGUCAACUGGACCAAAGAUGGGAACAAUUUGAAUCUUGAAAAUUUACCUGGUUGGAUUGUGAACUCUGAGGGCUCUGUUUUCAUAACAAAGGCCAAUGACAAUGCAGUGGGCAUGUACACAUGUACAGCCUACAACAGUUAUGGCACCAUGGGGCAGUCUGAACCCACCAAAGUCAUAUUACAGGACCCACCAUCAUUCAAAGUUCUCCCUAGGCCUGAAUAUCUCCAGGAGGUGGGCAGAGAGAUGAUUAUCCCCUGUGAAGCCAUUGGAGACCCCGUUCCAAACAUAACAUGGAGCAAAAUUGGCCCUACUCCCCGUUCCCCGUACACUGUGUUGUCUAACGGCUCCCUGCUGCUGCAGCCUCUCGCUAAGGACCACCAAGGGGGCUGGGAGUGUUUGGCCACUAAUCGUGUAGCGACUGUUGGUGCCGGCACUGUGGUCAUGGUGCUGGGCACCAGUCCUCAUGUUGUGUCCUCAGUUUCUGUCACCACGGAGAUGAACCAGGCCAAUGUGUCCUGGGUUCCUGGCUUUGAUGGUGGAUACACCCAGAAGUUCACUGUAUGGGUCAAGCAGGCUUCCAGAGGGAAACAUGAAUGGGCAUCUCUGCCUGUGCCGACAUCCAAAAACUACCUGCUGGUGACCGGGCUGCUUGCUGGUACUAGCUAUCAGUUCAGUGUCCUUCCUCAGAAUAAACUUGGAUCUGGACCUUUCAGUGAAAUUGUUUCUGUGCGGACACAAGCGGUACCAACAGAGGAACCUACAGUUGUCACAAAUCUUCCAAACCCGGAGCCUCCCAUACUCCUGUCAGCCAACCAGACUGAGCGUGGUGUUCUGCUCCAGUGGUCUCCUCCUGAGGCUCCAUCCUCUCCUCUGACCGGCUAUGUGCUGCAUGCACGCAGGGAUCAGGGCCACUGGGUCAUCCACAGCAGUAACAUCAGCGCCAAUCAGAGUGAACUGCUGGUGCAAGGACUGCUAAGGGACUCCAGUUACGACCUGAGGCUGAUGUCUCGCAGCAAUAAAAUGCUUAGUGAACCCAGUGAGUCUGUCAGUGUCUCCACCAUUGGGAUGGAAGUUUACCCAGUUCGUCCAGGUUUCUUGGAGUUCAUCCCUGAGCCCCUGCUGGCUGGUGUGUUAGGAGGAGUGUGCUUCCUGUUUGUGGCCAUCAUCCUUUCGUUAGUGACAGCGUGCUACAUGAGCCAAAGGAGACAGCGCAGACGCAGAAAAAGAAGACAAGAUCUCCCAACUGCCCUGCAGAAGAACUCCUCUCCAGAUGCUCGCUCACCACCUCACAGCCCAGACAGUGUCCUAAAGCUGAAACUUUGUCCGCCACUUCCUUUCUUCCCCAACUCAUCCUCCUCACAGUCUGAUCGGUCAUCCUUUGAUAAAGGCAGCCGCGGAGAAUACCACGACCAGCGGAAACAGCUGCUGUCCAACUCAUCUCCACCGCCACACUACACGCUCUUUGAGAGUCACCUUGGGUCUCAGGCUCCUUCUCCAACUGCUCUGGAGUCCAUCUCCAGAGGCCCGGACGGUCGCUUUAUUGUCCAACCACUGCUAGAGAGCGCCAGUCCCUCCAAUAGGAGAAACUUCAAUAGGGAGGUCUUGCAAAUUAAUGGUGGGACAGGUGGCUUAGGGAGCAACAGGACGUCCUUAAGGGACUCUCCAAAGUCGAGCAUUUUGAGCUCAGAGAAGGGUGAGAGGAAGGAUUCUCCUCUUACUGUGGAUGUCCCAGAGCUGAGCAGACCUCCUCCCUCUCCUGGAAGAGUACGGGCUCUGGCCAGAAACCUCUCCCGUCAUGGCUGUUUUUACUCUGACGAUGAACAGGGCUCAGAGGCUCUACUGGAAAGAGCCAGCUUUUAUUCAGACAACAGUGAGAAAAAACCCAGUGAUUCUCUCAGGAGGUGCCGCAUGCAAGCCCAAACUGAAGAUCUGUUCCCCAGUUUGGGCAAGAAAACUAAUCUUCUGGAUAGAGACAGAGGUUACCAGGCAUUGGAGAGUCAGCUGACUAAUAACAGCACCCUGGUCUCAGAGCUUGAGAGUGAGUUGGAGAGGGAAAGCAUUGUUAAGUGUGCCCAGCUGGCAAAGGAGAGGGAGGAAAUGGAGAGGGAGCUGGAAAGCUAUUCAACCGAUCAGAGAAGUCGAGGUCGUGAAAGAGACAAGAGACAGUGUGAUGAAACAGAGAACCCUGACAGAGACAGAUCAAAGUCAGAGGAAGAGCCUAUUUGGAAGCCACAAGAUGUCACCAUCAGACAGAAACACAGACCCUCAGCUCAGACUAGUCGGGUGUCUGACUAUCGCAGGGCGUGCUACUUUGGAAACACCAGCAGUCCCCUGAACCGGCUCCAAUCCCCUGGAAUACAGUGGGACAUUAGCCCUGUUGCAUCAAUCACAAGCCUCAUUCCAGUCCAGAGCCCCCAAGAUACCACAUCACCUAGAUCACAACACCCUCGCACAUUCAGGGAAACCACAGAGGACUCGCUUGAUGUUGAUUCAUCACGCUCUCCAGUCACCCAGAACACCUCCCUCCCCAUGCUCUCCUCCAACGCCACCUCAGAAACCACCCCGGUCCUGUGUCUGCAAACCCCAGAGAGAGCCAGGUCACUAAGUCCUCAAACAGAUCCCGAUUUAUGUAGGAAGUCCACGAGGAAGCAGGUUUUGAGGGAGAAGACAGAGGAGGGAGGUGUUGCUACAAGGUCCAGACAUUCAUAUGCAGGUGCCCAGCCCUGGAAUUCAGCUGCCAGGGGUCUUUUAACCGACAGUGAGAGGCCUACAAGUUCAACGUCUGCACCCUUAAAUCAGCCUGAGAGAACUGCAGAGGUAGACUACGCAGCAACAAGGGCUCCCAGUCCAUCAAGUUAUUCUACUUUACCCUAUGAACAUUGUGAAGUAGGUGCAAAGGCCAAAGAAAAAGACAGUCGUGCACGGGAUGACAGACGGAGUUCAGGGUUUUACUCUGAGUUAGAAAGAGAGGGUGUGCGCACACGCUCCAGGAGAAGCGACAAGUGUCUCUUCUCUGAUAGUCCAAGUCCCAUUUCAACACUGACUCUAGUAGAAGAGGUUGACAGUGACCAGUCCCAAUUUUCUGUCCCAGGAAUGUCAGGGUCCUUUAAGACCAAGCCUGCAGCUCCAUCUCCCAAAAUGUCCCCCUUGCAGACAAGUGCAAUUCUUGAAUAUCUGAGCCUUCCAGGUUUCAUUGAAAUGAGCGUUGACGAGCCUGUGGAAGACACUGAAGACACAGACACUGUUCGACAGAGUUCAGAAACAAAACAGCAGAAAUUACCUGGGGCUAAGCCUGAUGUCGUUCCUAAAAACUGGGAGGUUCAUGUUCAAGAAAUCAGGGACAUGGAUACAAAUCGAAAGGUUUGUUUUGAAGAGACUCACUCUGCAGGUGCUACAGUGGCUGGCUUUUAUGCUGGUAAAAAACAAAGCUUUAAAAGCUCCCUCCAAGCAGAAUCCAGAGAUUUCUCAAACAGAGUGAGAUUUCCAGAUGAGACAAGGACACCAUCACCUUGUCCAGAAAAAACAUGCAGGCAGCUUUAUGAUGAGAAAACACAACUUCGGGGUCGGACCAAAAGCACAGACAGACCUGAAUCCAGACUUGGAUCAAGGUCAGCUCAGAACCUGUUCAGUGCAGCUAAAGGCAUGGCGGAUAUCGUGGCCAAACACUCACAGAGUUUUGUAGACAGUAGUGAGUCUUUAACAGAGCAUCCCCAAAGACAAGCCUCUAAGGGCAGCAGGGCUAAUAACAUUGCCUCACGAAUAUGUCAAGCCCCUGUGCCAUUUCUGAAGAAAUCCUUGAGUAUUGGACCCUGUAGGACCCUCUCAGGUCUGGGACAGCCUCGUCCUUACCUAAAAAAAUCCAUCAGUUUAGGUUCACAGAGGUGGGAGCACUUUGAGAGCCCUAGGACUUAUAUUUCUGAGAAAUGUUACUGGGACGAGUUCCCACAUCCAGAUGUCAGGAUGAAGUCCUACAGUUUGGGUCGCAGUCCUCCUUCCCUACCAAGGCCCGGCCCCUCCUGGAGGGAGUACAUCCCGUUCAGACGUCCCAGCAUGGGGAGCCUGGAGAGGCUUCAUCCUGCACAAAGAUCUUUAGCUAGUCCUCCCUACCUCACACAACCUAUGUACCCACCCAGACAAACCUCGAUCUCCCCAAUGCUUGAACCCUCAGAUCCACGACGGCAAGCUGCUGUCUUCCCAGACUCCUCCAGGUGGUCCCCCUCUUAUCAGGAUAACCUGAGGUCUGCCCACUACGUCCCCAUGCCCUCCUCCAUCCCUGUACCCCAUUACCAACCCUGGCCAGGAUCCAGGGGGGAGAGCAUGAGAACGGUGGACCCCAGAAGGGGCCCUCCGAGGUCUUACCUGCCCAGGGGCAUCAGCUGGCCCUCACCUUACUAUCCCCCCUUCCCCCCAAGGGAGGGAGAUGGCUACAGACAGCCUGACAGGACGAUGGGGAGGGUAGGGGAGACAGAGAUCCGGGAGGGCAGAGAGAUCAGAGAGGGAGGAAGAGCAAGCUAUGCAAGUCAGAGCAGCGGGAGAGGGAGCGCCGGUCUCUUCCGUCAGUCCCUGUCCAUUACCCCCACAUUGCUCAGCUCCCCCGAAACCACUGAGGAGAGUGAGCGACACCGAGCAGAGACGGAGCUGCCUGAGAGGAGAGCGAAAAGAAGGAACACAUCAGUAGAUGAGAGUUAUGAGUGGGACUCUGCUGAUGCAUGCAUGGACUUGGAGGUCCUGGAGGCUUCCAGGUUUGAUCAGUCACAGAUGGGUUUACGGAGAAGCAGGGCAGAGCUGAGAAAUGAUCAAGCUGGUGGCCUCCGGGACCGCCAAAAGAAAGGCCCGUCUCCCUCAAUCAGCCCGCCAGUUUCCAACACACCACGCCAGUACAGCCGCUCCCUGAGCGAGGCGCGUUUCAACGCUCUCCGUCAGGAGUACCAAGAGUACAGACAGACUCAGGAGUCCAUCUGUUUACGUGCGCCCUGCCUCGCCCCCGGCCAUGAAACAGACUCUGACUCCAACUCAGCACUGCUCUAGCAGCUUAACUCGGUAUAUCUAAGACAGAUUCCAAAUAGAAGUUUAAAAUCAACAGCCUACAGCACUGUGGUCCUGGACAGUGUCACACCCCACACAGAACCCAUCCUCUGUCGAUCAGAAUACAUUUACCAUACUUAAAGAGACUUCAUGCUGUGUGCCAUCAAAUGUGACAAACUGACUCUCCUCAGUUGUUAUAAGAAGACAUUAUUUUUUCAUGUUCUUGUUCACUUCUGCUCUGCAUAAUGAAACUGAGAAGGGAUUAUUUAUUUUUCAAAGUAGCUCAUGCAACUGUACUUUGGGAUUUUCUUUCUUAGACCUUGACAAUCAGCCACAAAGGGCCCCUUUAAGAAAUGAAAAACUCACCAUUGACUAAGGCAUGUUUACAGUUAACCAGAACCCAUUUCUCCUUGAAGACGAUUUAUAAAGGCAGCAAUAUUAUGUCGAUUGAUGGUCUGGCCCAAGGAAAUAUCUAUUUGUUGGAUGGAACCCCUUAAAUGUGAACUGUGUAGCCAUUCAAAUGGUUCUCAAUGCAUUUUCACCUCCAUCUCCCUCUCAAUAUUGGUCAUAGUAAUAUUGGUCAAGUACUAAAGUAACAGUGCUUAAAGAUCACAUGAUCAGGCAACUCUGAGUUGUGUACUUUGUUCAUGAGCCUAGAGCAGCUCAUGAUAUAAAACUUUAUAACUUAAAACUUAAGAUGACUGUAUUUAAAAGAUUUUAUUGGCCCCUGUUGAUUUUUCCUGCUGAUUCCAUGAACUCAUUUCAAACUUUACACAUUUUAUGAAUCAUUAGUUCCCUUGUUGAGAGUUUAUAAAUCAAAUCCCUUCAAAUAGCCUACCAUUAUUUUUUCCAAAAUGUACAAAUGUUUAUAUGUACCUUAAUGUGAAUGUUCCUACUGUUGUAUUUUCCACUUAAUCACUUAAUCAGAUGAGAACAUGCUACUUUACUCCACCUGAAUCAGUCUAACCUUGCCUCUGUUAUUACAGAGAAACUUCAUAAGAAACACAGGGAAAAGAGUUUUGCCUUAUUUUUGUUAGAGAAGAACAUGUGGGCUAUUUGAAGGUUUAGCUGACAAGCUAAGAAAAAACCCCAAACUAUUCACAGGAUUAAAAAAAGAUUCAAGUUCUGCUCACAUAAUGACUAUCUUUGUAUAUUUAUUGAAGUGAGUUUUGAUAUGCAACGAUGUUUACAAUUCACAUCACUGAUGUGAAGGCAACACUGUGAAUAUUUCAUUGACUUCUGGUCUGUUUUGAAUUUUGUGUUCAUUAGGCUACUUAUUUGUGUUUUUUUAUACUACAAAAUGACAAGAGCUUUUUUAGUUCAACAUUUGUACUGUAUUGACUUAAAUAGCCCCAAUGAAAAUAUUCAACAGUCUGCAUUUCUGAUGAUGGUUUUGGAAGUUUUGUACAAACUGGAAAUUUUUAUAUCUUGCCACGUUGUUGUUUUUGUCAUUUUUAUAUGUUUGUAAUGAAUAAAUUGUUUAUUCUGAGUAAAAAAAAAAA
This is a messenger RNA of Labrus mixtus (cuckoo wrasse), 8143 nucleotides long. RefSeq names its product immunoglobulin superfamily, member 9b (gene igsf9b). NCBI's taxonomy places the organism in Eukaryota, Metazoa, Chordata, Actinopteri, Labriformes, Labridae. The coding region runs from base 543 to 6644 and encodes 2033 amino acids. The transcript has 22 exons. Gene Ontology annotation, biological process: cell-cell adhesion. Gene Ontology annotation, molecular function: protein binding. The record is from RefSeq and is a predicted model, not a curated record.